Pungitius pungitius (ninespine stickleback) is the source of this 2184-nucleotide messenger RNA. RefSeq lists its product as uncharacterized. Gene Ontology annotation, molecular function: transmembrane signaling receptor activity. Gene Ontology annotation, biological process: cell surface receptor signaling pathway. Bases 1 to 2184 code for a protein of 727 amino acids. Gene Ontology annotation, cellular component: plasma membrane. The transcript has 12 exons. The record is from RefSeq and is a predicted model, not a curated record. NCBI's taxonomy places the organism in Eukaryota, Metazoa, Chordata, Actinopteri, Perciformes, Gasterosteidae.
AUGUCGGCACUGCCCUCCAACCUGUCUGCCGCUCUGUGCGACAUCACGGUCAACUGCUCCAUCGGGGAGGAGUGGGCGUGGUCUGUCUGUGACGUAGAGGGUUGCAGAACCUCCCAGAGGUCAAACAGGAAGGUCGUCAUCAACAUUUUCACUGACGACACGUCCGUCGUCUGUCGGGGCAAAAACGUGGUUGUUCAGUUCACUCGUGCCAACGGGCUCCUUCCCACCGGAUGUCCUGGGCAUCAGGUUAGCCAUGUGACCUCAGCAUUUCACCUCCCAGAUGCUCCCGACACCGACCCCCCCUUCAGGAGUCCUGUGGUGUUUGAGAUCCUUCAGGGGAGGUGGGACUUGUUGGACCUCACCGAGCAGCUGGAUGUGAAACGUCCUCAGAGGACCACUAGGGGACGCCAGAGGGCCCCAAACGGCACCUGCAAGUCCUCCUUUAGUCCAGGACUCGACCCGCUGUGGUUCUGUCCCCGGGGGCCAUGUCCAGGAGACCCGGGAGACACAUUAAUCUCCACCUUGUAUAAAAAUGGUCCUGAGUGGGUGGGCGUGUCCGUAGAGGAUUUACCUCACGUGACCCAGCAGAUCACCAGAGUCCGCUGCUCGGCCCCCUCGCCGGAGGUCGCAAAACCAAAGGCCCACCUGAGCAAAGACUCUCCUGUAGAGGGAAGUGUGACCCUGACCUGCUCUGUGGGGUCAUCAUCAUCAUCAUCAUCAUCUGGAUGGAAGUUCUUCUGGUACAAAGACAAGAAAACCUCUGAACCUCUGAACCUCCAGAGUAGAAGGAUCCCUCCCUCUGGUGGAGGAGUCUACUGGUGCAGAGGAGGAAGAGGAGACCCAGUUUACAACACAGAGUACAGCCAUCCAGUCGUCACAAACAGAGCUGUUGUGACUCUGCAACACGACUGGCCUGAGAUUUACUCUGGAGAGACGAUCACUCUCACAUGUGGAAUAAAGGAGGGAGGAGGCUCUGAGUGGGAGUAUGAAUGGAGAACACCUGACUAUUACACACCUCAAAACCCAAGAGGCUCCAUGAUGACAUCAUCAGUCCCAGGAGACUACAGGUGUAAGGGCAGACUGAAAGAUGAAGACUCUACAACAGAAUGGAGUGAUGCUUUCACAUUAACAACAUCAGAUGUCCCUCAGUCUGUCCUCACAGUGUCUCCAUCAUGGACGAGUCCUGGAGACUCAGUGACUCUGACCUGCAGUGUUGGACCUCCGUCUGCAGGAUGGAGGUUCUUCUGGUAUAAAGCUGUUCACAAACUGUCCCUCUACAACUACACCUAUGAGCUUCUAGCUGGUAGCACCACUGGGACUGAACAGGGUUCCUACGUUCUUCAUGGACAGACACACACAGCAGGAUAUGUGUGCAGAGCUGGAAGAGGAGAUCCUGUCAUUUACACUCUAUAUAGUGAUGUGAAGUUUGUCAGUUCUGGAGGUGUGAAUCCAGCAGCGUCUCUCACAGUGAGUCCUCACAGACUGCAGCACUUCAGCACAGAGUCACUGUCACUGAGCUGUGAGGGAACCUCUACUGAGUGGAGAGUGAUGAAGGCUGAUGGAUCUGGCUUCAUGUCAUCCUGUUCUUACUGGGGAGAAAUGACUGGAUCCACAUGCAACACCAGCACUAGAGCGAGUAGUGGAGUGUACUGGUGUGAGUCUGAAACACAGUGCAGCAAUGCAGCCAACAUCACUAUACACAGAGGUGAUGUCAUCCUGGUGAGUCCUGUCCGUCCUGUGACUGAGGGACAUUCGGUGUCUCUUGGCUGCGAGUUGAGGACAAAAGAACUUCUUGAUGAUGUGGAUUUCUAUAAAGAUGACAAACUCCUCCCAAAUGCUGUCAGAGGGAAGCUGUUUAUCUCUGCAGUUAAUAAGUCACAUGAAGGCUUUUAUAAAUGUAGAGGAAGGAAAUCACCUCAAGGUUUUAAGACUUUGACCUCAGCAGAGAGCUGGUUGUCAGUGGAAUAUCCUGAAGAAGCAGCAUCAAGCUCUGUGUUUCUCGUGAUGUUGGUUGUUGUUCUGGUUUCUGGAGUUUUACUGAUUCUUCUCCUGCUGCUGUUUCUGUGUCUCUACAGAAAGUGGAAGCACGAUGAACCAGAAGAGAGCCCCGUUCACUCGGAUGUGAGGGUCGCAUCAGCUGCAGGUACGGGGUCUGCGUUGCUCCUCAUAGACAGGUUCUUGUAA